Molecule: messenger RNA, 885 nt
Organism: Talaromyces stipitatus ATCC 10500
Lineage: Eukaryota; Fungi; Ascomycota; Eurotiomycetes; Eurotiales; Trichocomaceae
Exons: 6
Coding region: 1-885 (294 amino acids)
Source: RefSeq, a predicted model, not a curated record
AUGAGGGCCCGUGUCAUUCCAAAGAAGAAUCAAAAUUACUUCUGCAAACAUCGCAUCCUACGUUCUCGCAUUUAUGAACUUCUCGAGCCUGCUGGCAAAGUGCUUCCGAUGUUGUUAGACCCUCGAAUUGGUUCCUUCAAUCUGCUUCUCUUCUUCGGGGUGGCAACCGGUGCUUCCUCCAUAGCGCUGAUUGGCGUCAAGAGUCUCACAACCGUUAUUGGAGUAUCUAUCAUCUAUGCGUUCUUGUGUGAUCCUGGACUCAUCGGGGCACGAAUAGCAACAUCACCUAUUGCUGGUGUUCUUCAAGAUUCACGACGCCCUAAAGUCGGUAUGCCAGGAUUCUCCACUUAUAUCGGUAAUGCUAGCAUGUACGAGGUGCACAAGUUUAUGGUCCUCGAUCCAUACCAAAUCGGAUAUUUCAUAACCCAGGUCGGGUUGUCAGCAGCUUCAUUUGGUGUCGCCAAUUUCGAUAUCAAUGUUGUUGCCAUGGCUCUUGAGGGUCUGUUUGACUACCGGUGUGCUCCCAAGAAAACUGUGAUAGAGGCUCAAGGUCCGCAGUAUCAGAGUAUCUGCACAGAUGAAAGCUGCCCGCUUGCAUUAGACUCGAUCUGUGCCGAUCAGCCAAACAUUUCACAGCCCGUUGUUGCAAAUUCAACACUAGCUAUGGGUGAGGAACGUACUGCCAGUAGCAGCAGCAUCAGCAGCGCAAUUGCGCCCUUAUCCACUUCACGACCCUCAGGAAGCUCCACUGGUUCUGGUUCUGCUUCUGCUUCCGGCUCUUCGUCGGGAACCACUCCUAUGCAGGCCAAGUCAGCUGGCUCCCAGUUGAAUCCAAGGAUAGGAACCCUAUUUGUCCUUUUCAUGAUCAUUGCCAUCUGCUUCUAG